Molecule: messenger RNA, 1680 nt
Organism: Stylophora pistillata
Lineage: Eukaryota; Metazoa; Cnidaria; Anthozoa; Scleractinia; Pocilloporidae
Product: gamma-butyrobetaine dioxygenase
Biological process (GO): carnitine biosynthetic process
Cellular component (GO): mitochondrion
Molecular function (GO): oxidoreductase activity
Source: RefSeq, a predicted model, not a curated record
GGUCACGUUCGAUGAAACCCCUAUUGUGUAUUUUCUGUGACCACCACAAAAGAGAUCUUGAGGCCUCUGAUAUUGAUCAUUAAGACCAAAUACCAACCUGUCAUCAUUGAGAUGUGGAGAGCAAGUUCUGCUGGUUUGAGAUUGUCAAACCAACUUUCCAAAUGUGUAUGUCGCUGCUUGGGUUCGUCAUCUGUCCAGCUAAGCAAGUUUGUAAUAAAAAGUAUAGAUGAGAAAUCAGCAAAGAAAAUGGUGAAUGUUACUUGGCAAGAUGACACUUCAAAUGCAUACCCAUACAUAUAUCUUCGGGACAACUGCCAAUGCCCAGAGUGCUUUUUCAAAGAUUCUAAUCAGCGUCUUGUAGAUGUCGUAAGAGAUGUUGACCUCAAUGUCAGACCCACCAACAUCAAAAUGAGCGAAGAUGGAAGUAAACUUUCAGUUACCUGGCCAGACCAACAUGAAACCACACUUGAUGCUGACUUUCUAUUCAGGAAGCAGCUACCAACUGAAGCAGAGUUAAAACACAGAGUUUGUGAGGAUGUAACCACCAGGAAAGUGAACCUUUGGGGGAGUGAAUUUAAGGACCACUUGCCUCGCAUGAAAUAUCAUGACAUUCUUGAAGAUGAAACAGUGGAGUUUGAAUUUUUAAACAGUCUAUAUCGGUAUGGGUUGGCCCUGGUCACAGACAUGCCAGUUGAAGAUGGGUUGGUGGAAAAGCUAGGAGAGCAAAUAGGUUACUUGAGAAUGACAGCCUAUGGGAAGACAAUAGUGGUAUCAACAAGGCUACAGGCCAACAGUGUUGCCUAUACAAGUUACACAUUGCCUUUACACUCUGAUCUGCCAUACUAUGAAGCCAAACCAGGGAUACAGCUACUGUUUUGCAAGGAACAGACUCCAACUGAAGGAGGAGAAAAUUCCCUGGUUGAUUCAUUCCAUGUUGCUCAACAAUUGAAGAAGGAAGAUCCUGAUGCUUAUGAGUUACUCACCACAACGCAUAUUCUGUUCAGAACAAGUGGAACUGACAUAGUUGGUGAAUAUGAUUUGGAAGGUGCAAGACCACUUCUUGAGUUAGAUCAUCAUGGCAGACUAUUACGAUGCAACCACAAUGAAGGCUGUAGACUGGAGUUUUUGGGUGUGCCAGUAGAAAAAACCCAUGAAAUGUACAAAGCCUACUAUUCUUUAACCAAGCGAUUGAAAGAUCCUAAAAAUAUGUUCCUUCACAAGCUUUCUCCAGGAGAGAUGAUUGUUUUUGAUAAUGAUCGUGUCCUUCAUGGAAGGGAGGGGUACACUCUUUCAGAGGAAGGGGGCAGAUGUUUGGAAUCAGCAUAUAUUGAUUGGGAUGUAGCAAGGUCCAGAUUGAGUGUCUUAGGAAAGAGACUUGGUAAGGGUCCUGUGGCCAGGAUGGACAGUAAACUUAGUGUCACAGGACAGUGGUCUGUGUCAUGAAAUUACCACACGUCAAACAUAUUAAACAAUAAUUAUUUGCUUGAGGUGAAUGGAAUGUUGUGGAUUAGUUCAUGGAACACUUAGGUGGUACAUAGUGCUUCGAUGUGGUUGUGAAGAAUGUUGUGAUUUACUUUCCAACUGAACUGAUUUUGUUAUCCCUAUAACCACCUUGAAUGCAAUUGAGUAUGCCAAAUAUAUUAAAGUAUAUUAAAAUAUUAAAGUUAUGGUAACAGUAUA